This is a messenger RNA of Exaiptasia diaphana, 787 nucleotides long. RefSeq names its product TNF receptor-associated factor family protein DDB_G0290931. The coding region runs from base 45 to 593 and encodes 182 amino acids. The transcript is spliced from 4 exons. Lineage: Eukaryota; Metazoa; Cnidaria; Anthozoa; Actiniaria; Aiptasiidae. The record is from RefSeq and is a predicted model, not a curated record.
AGAGGUUUGAGGUAAAGAAUCAGUGCAGUCACUGAGUUGCARUCAUGAAGCUCACUUUGACAUUGCUGUUUCUCUUUGGUUUUAUUGCCUUCAUUUCUGCUGCUCCACUGGAAGAGACUCAAGAUGAGCCAGUAGCUGAGCAAGAGAAAGAUGGCGUUCAAGAUGAGCAAGAGGAACAAAAUGAUGACGAUGAAAAUGAUCAAGCUGACGAAGACGAAGUAGAUCAAGAGGAUCCAGAAAUUGACGAAGAUCAACCCGAGACUGAAUUGGCAGAAAGUGAAGAAAACCCUGCUGAACAAAACGAUCCAAGAAUACGUUGCAGACGUUUUAGAAUAAGACGCUGCUUUCGAACUAGAUGCGGCCGAUUCCAAUGCAAGUUCGUUUACCAUGUUAGCUGUGUCCGUCGUCGUUGUGUACGGUGGAAAUAUCGAUGCCUUCCUCGGCGUCGAUUUUGCCSUCAUUCUAGACGAAUUUGUAGAAUCCGUCGUUGCCGCCACAAUCGAAGAAAAAAGUGCCGCUACUGCUUUCGUCGUAGACGAUUUUGCAGAUAUUACGGUGGAUCAUGCCGUCGGUAUUGCGUUAGACGUGGCUAGAAUGUUGUUGGGAAGUAGAAACGACCAAGAUUUGAAUCGACCAUUGUUGACCGGAUACGAACUGCACCUAAAAGCCACAUAGUUAUUGAAAGCAUUAGUUUAAGCACCUAGAUGAAAUCAAUAAUUAAUGUAAUUGAUCGCUAAUUAUUUUAAAUGAUUGUUAUCCUAUGUUAAUCUAUCUUCUGAGUGUGUUC